Molecule: messenger RNA, 1287 nt
Organism: Symbiodinium sp. CCMP2456
Lineage: Eukaryota; Dinophyceae; Suessiales; Symbiodiniaceae
Source: the annotation of a GenBank genome assembly
AUGGUCUGGCAGGUGGACUACUGGCCGGCAGCGUGCGCAGGCAUUUUCUGCGCUUGGAUUCUUUGCGAGCUCGUUUUCUAUGUCUGGUACCGGCAAGCACUCAAAGAGGCCCAGGGGAUAAAGCCACCGCCGCUGGUCUCCGAGAAGGAUCGAGACUUUGUCGUCGAUAGGAUGGUGGCCCAUGCUGAAGAUUACGGCAUGUGGCGUCAGGUGCAGGGCUGGUUCCUGACAGAGGACCGAGACCGACUGCUGAGCCCGCAUGAGGUUGGGCGGGAUGAGUUGACUGAUAUGAUCGCUUGGGCAUUCUUCUACAAGAAGCUUGAGGACUUGGAUUCUGACGAGGUCGCUUGGACCGAGUUCACGUACGAAAAACUCAGUUCUGAGUUUCGAAUGGAUGAGAAGCUGCGACCCGGCAGAACCGGGGCGGUUCCGAUCAGGCACACGCUCGACGAGAUCCAUUGCAUUCAUCGGCCAUUGCUCUUCUAUACAGCCAUCCGUGUCCUAGACUUCAUGCACGGUUGCCUUUUGAUGGCGCGGGGCUUCAAGCGCGCGCACCACCAUGGCCUCAGGUACUGGUACCGCCUGCGGAGCGGUUUCAAAGGAAUUCAUUGCUUGGAAUCCCCAGAGCAGCCGCUGAUCUUCUUCCACGGCAUCGGCUUGGGCCUCACUCUGUACAUGCCGCUGUUGCUGCGCUUGGGCUCUCCUGACCAGUUCCUCUUCGAACUGCCCUGGAUUUCCAUGAACCCCUUUGCGGCCAUCCCAUCCUCGAGCGACUACGCGCAUUGGGUGGUGGAAGUUCUGGAGCAGCACAGCUUGACGUCCUGCGUUGCACUUGGUCACUCCUUCGGGACCCUGCCCGUUGCAUGGCUGCUCCGGUAUAAGCCAGCAAUCAUCUCGCGAUGUGUGCUGGUGGAUCCGGUUUGCAUUUUGCUGAACCUGCCGGAUGUCUGUGUAAACUUCUUGUACAAGCGGCCGAGAUCACUGAUGGGCGCACUGCUGCGCGUUUUUGGCGCCAGAGAGUUUGGUAUUGCGCGAACCCUUAUGAGGCAUUUUUUCUGGACCGACAGCGUGAUCUUCCCUGAAAUGCUGCCUGAGGGUUCAUCAGUGAUCCUCAUGGGCAAAGACAAGAUACUGCCUGUGAAGGAUAUCUACACCACAGCUGCAAAGCUUCCUCAGCUGAAGACCCUCGUUUUAGAUGGCCUUGAUCAUGGACACUUCCUGGUUUGGCCUCGGGCUACUUCGCAAAUCGUGGAGCACGUUAAUGGUGGCGUGUCCAAGACACACUAA